Penicillium cinerascens is the source of this 900-nucleotide messenger RNA. RefSeq names its product translation initiation factor eIF2 subunit beta. Gene Ontology annotation, molecular function: translation initiation factor activity; translation initiation factor binding; mRNA binding. The coding region runs from base 1 to 900 and encodes 299 amino acids. The record is from RefSeq and is a predicted model, not a curated record. The transcript has 4 exons. Gene Ontology annotation, cellular component: eukaryotic translation initiation factor 2 complex. Gene Ontology annotation, biological process: formation of translation preinitiation complex; translational initiation; formation of cytoplasmic translation initiation complex. NCBI's taxonomy places the organism in Eukaryota, Fungi, Ascomycota, Eurotiomycetes, Eurotiales, Aspergillaceae.
AUGGCGGACGCCGCAGUUGAGCAGAAGCAGCGCAAAUCGGUCGCAUUCGACGAAGGCUCGGUCAUUAUGGAUACCAACGGCCAAGUCCAAGACGCACCGGCUGCUGAGAAGCCCGCCGAGAACGAGGUCGACGAGGUCACUGAGAUGUUCAAGGGCCUCUCCAAAAAGAAGAAGAGCAAGAAGAGCAAGGAUACCGAGGGCGGCGAAGGCGACGAGACCCCCGCAGCCGACGGCGAGUUCGACCCCUCUGCGUUGAAGAAAAAGAAGAAGAAGUCCAAGCCUGCGAAGGACUCCAACGACUUCGAGGCCAAGCUCGCCGAGGCCGGCGUUUCCACAGAGGAUGCGGAGGAGAAGGGUGAGGAGCCCCUACCCGAGGGCGACCUCGAGGCCGGCACCGGCAUCUGGCAACACGACAGCACGCAAACCAUCCCCUAUGCUCUCCUCGUCUCGCGCUUCUUCUCCCUCAUCCAGAGCCACCACCCCGACCUGCUUUCCAGCGGCACCAAGUCGUACAAAAUUCCCCCGCCCCAGUGUCUGCGUGAAGGCAACCGUCGUACCAUUUUCGCCAACAUCGCCGAUAUCUGCAAGCGCAUCAAGCGUUCCGACGAGCACGUCACGCAGUUCUUGUUCGCUGAGUUGGGUACUAGCGGUUCCGUCGAUGGUAGCCGUCGUCUGGUUAUCAAGGGUCGUUUCCAACAGAAGGGUAUCGAGUCCGUCCUCCGUCGGUAUAUUGUCGAAUACGUCACCUGCAAGACCUGCCGCAGCCCCGACACCGAGCUCAACAAGGGAGAGAACCGUCUGUACUUCGUCACCUGCAACUCUUGCGGAUCUCGUCGUUCGGUCGCCGCCAUCAAGACUGGUUUCCGUGGACAGGUCGGCCGCAGAAAGCGCACUGGUUAA